AUGGACGAGCUGAACGAGAGAGCUGAUGGUUUUGUUCGCCUUGAGGAGGAAGAGGCAGCUAAUUCGAGAAAGACGUCAAUUAUUUCGACGGAAGAGAAGUCCAUAGCCAAGAUCUGUCUGACGGUUGCAGAAUGCCUGGUUCGAAGAGUUUUGAUUGAUCCAGGAAGUAGUACGAAUGUUAUGCCCAGGGUGACGUUCGACCGACUUGAGAUCGAACCCGAAAAACUCAAACCCACAGGAAAUCCGUUGCUCGGAUUUAAUAGGAAGCGAGUGGAUCCCAUCGGAAUGGUGGAAUUGACAGUACAAGCUGCUGAGCGAGUUUUGACUGAGAGUUUUGUAGUCGUGGAAAUUUAUCCAUCCUACAAUCUCUUGAUGGGCAGAGGGUGGAUUCACAGAGUUCAGGGCGUCCCAUCAACCUUGCAUCAAGUGAUGCGAUGCUUGGGUCCAGAUGGAACCAAAGUGAUUGACAUACAUGGGGACCAGGUUGCAGCUAAAGAAUGUUAUUCAGAACCUCCUCCUAGUAGAGAUGGGGAGGAGGAGCCACCAGUUCUGACCACAGAACCUCUUCAUGAAGUGAAGAUUGACCAUAAGAAGCCGGACCGAACAAUAAGGGUGGGAUCCAGACUUGCUGAAGAGGAAAAACUAGAGUUGACUGAUUUCUUGACUCGGAAUGCAGAUAUUAUAGCAGAGGAGGUUGAUCAGUUGCUUGAAGCAGGAUUCAUCAGAGAAGUUCAGUACCCGGCUUGGCUCUCCAAUGUUGUUGUAGUGCAGAAAAAGAAUAGGAAAUGGAGAGUGUGUAUUGACUUCACUAAUCUGAACAAAGCUUACCUAAAGGAUAGUUUCUCAUUGCCAAUGAUUGAUCAAAUGGUGGAUGCCACCACAGGAUACGAGCGAUUAACUUUCCUGGAUGCUUAUUCCGGUUAUAAUCAAAUCCCCAUGGAUCCAGUUGACGAAGAGAAAACUUCUUUUGUUACUGAACGAGGGACUUAUUGCUACAAAGUUAUGCCGUUUGGAUUAAAAACGCUGGAGCUACUUAUCAGAGGAUGA
This is a messenger RNA of Cornus florida, 1047 nucleotides long. RefSeq lists its product as uncharacterized. The record is from RefSeq and is a predicted model, not a curated record. The transcript is spliced from 4 exons. The coding region runs from base 1 to 1047 and encodes 348 amino acids. Lineage: Eukaryota; Viridiplantae; Streptophyta; Magnoliopsida; Cornales; Cornaceae.